GCCGUUCAGAGUUCAGACUCCAGCCAGCGAUGCAGAGAGCCGGCGACGGCAGGGAGGCUAGCAAGGACAGCGAGCACAGGGCCUUAAGACAAAGCUUCGAAGACUGAGCCGCUGCCUUCCUUGGUGUCCCGAAUUGCUUGUGUUCCCCCGGCGAUCAAUCGGGGAUAUUCAGGCGCGUGAGAGACGGGGGGCAGGAGGAAGGUAGACGGGGAGGGUUAGUGGGGGUGACUGCAUGGCUUCGGCCGCCGAACAACACGCAGCACAGGAAAAGGUGGCAGAAACCCUCGCUGGCCAGAUGGAAGGGCAGCUAGCGGAGCCUCGGGCGAUGCAAGCCCCUCAGGCGGGUCCUCGCGACCAGCAGCAAGGGCUGUUUCUCCAGCCCCCUGGGGGAGUUGUCCCUGCGCAGAACCCAAACCACCUUCAGCAGCAGCCGCAGCUGCCACACCAGCCACCCCAGCCACACCAGCAGCAACCCCAGUCGCAGUCGCAGCCGCUGCCGCAGCAGCAGCAACAACCGGCGGGGCAGGGAGGCGCGCCUGGACAGGGGGCGCGGGAGACGGGAGCGACGACAGGGUCCGGGCAGAAGAAGACGGCGGGGGCUAGGAACGGGGGGGGCACGGGAAAGGGCUCGGUCGGGGGAGAAUCCGACUUGGACAGCGACGAUGACCCAAACGAAGAUCCCGAGGCACGCAAAGCCCGGAAGAAGAUCCGGCGAGCGUGUGACUACUGCACUCAGAAGAAGGUUAAAUGCGACGGGACUCCGCCCUGCCGACAAUGUCAGAGGAGACAGAUAGAGUGCACCUUCAGCCCGUGCGCCCGUUCCGGCCCAAGCAAGGUACCCCCACCAAACGUGGCAAAUCCGAUACCUGGGGUAGGCGUUUCGCAGAACGGGGCGCUGGCGGCGACGGCUCUGGCGGCGGCGUGGGACAGACCGCUUGCGAUGGCAGCGGCGUUGUCGGGCGGAGGGAUCACGAGCAAGGUGGACGUGACCUACCUCAACUUCUUCCUUAAGGAGUUCAACGCGGCUGCUGGCGACUGUAGCGGUGGAGGCAUGGUGGUCGAGAUAGCAGGAAAUGUGCAGCUCAUCGCCAAGACGUAUGCACGUUGGAGGGCAGCGUGGAAAUACCGCGCCCUUCUCGAAGCGUAGGUAUACAGCUUAGUCUCGAAGGGUAGCUGCGCGUCCAAACCUAUCACAUUGUUGACCAAUCGGAUCUGAAUGUUCACGUCUCGGUCAGUGCCUCCUACGGCAUCAGCAGUUGUCGACGUCAUCAUCAUCAUCACCACCACAGCUACCACCAUCACAAUCGUCGACGUCGUGAAAAGUUGACACCGGGGCUCACGCGUCUUCGCCGAACCCUGCGCGUUGUGUCACAAUUGUCGAGUUUUUGCGAGGAGGCUUUGUUCUACUGGCGACGGCGCAACACUUGCUAUUUGGUUGUUACGAUGGCGCUUUUUUUGUUUUGUUCGCCAUCUCCUUCCUUCCUAGUUUGUCCCGCUGACGACGCAAGGCAUCUUGAGGGACGCUCUUAACCCGGUGCCGGAGGCCCUGACGGAGCGAUCAUUCCACGGAGACGAAGAGUAUAGAAGACAGGUGACGCGUGCUUCUGGUACUUGGUUGUGGCCUCAACACAAGUACAGAUAGUGCCGGUACUGACGAACUGCGUACCUAAGAACAGCUACUCAUGCCAAAGCUUACAUGAACAACUUGGGCACCGCUUGUGGGCCCGGUCAAGACAGUUUGCGAGUCCGGUUGAGAACCCCUGUUACGAUCCGAAUUGUAUAGCAGCCACUGUUCACAAGGGCAAGCAGGACCAGCCUCGGCCACAACUACUAGUAGAGGUGGUGGGCGCUAUUUGUAGCUGUAGGUUUGUGCUGCUAUGUUGUGGUCUAUUGUUGGUUGGGUGAAUGUUUUUGCUUCUCUUUUUGUUAGGCGUUCUUCCGUUUGCGCCAUUGGCGCGAGCAUAUGUACCCUCCGCGUGUAGGAGAUCAGAAUUUUAUUGGCAAGCAUUACCACGCUCGGCGUUGAGGAGAUCAGUUUAUUGAUUUUUCUGAUAGUUGCUUCUAUUCUGGAGAUGUGUGUUUCGUGCUUGCCGCCAGAACAGGAGUUUGCUGGAUUUUGUUUCCCGUUGAUUCGUGUCAGUUCUUGUGCUGUUUGUUGCGACGGUCAUAAUGCGUGGGGUGUGAGCAACGAUCACUACUGUUCUAAACGCACAGCGAGCGCUACGUGCACCGUUUGUGUUUUCGACCAAAUUUCCGGCUUACUACACAACACCGGUGGUCUAGUGGGUAACU
This is a messenger RNA of Ectocarpus sp. CCAP 1310/34, 2292 nucleotides long. NCBI's taxonomy places the organism in Eukaryota, Phaeophyceae, Ectocarpales, Ectocarpaceae. The record is from the annotation of a GenBank genome assembly.